Molecule: messenger RNA, 1131 nt
Organism: Prunus avium (sweet cherry)
Lineage: Eukaryota; Viridiplantae; Streptophyta; Magnoliopsida; Rosales; Rosaceae
Product: Oxoglutarate/iron-dependent oxygenase
Biological process (GO): peptidyl-proline hydroxylation to 4-hydroxy-L-proline
Cellular component (GO): endoplasmic reticulum
Molecular function (GO): iron ion binding; L-ascorbic acid binding; procollagen-proline 4-dioxygenase activity
Source: RefSeq, a predicted model, not a curated record
UUAACCCAAAAAAGAAAGGAAAAAAAAAGAAAGAGAGAAAGGCAGCGGAGGCAAGUAUAUUUCACGCACAACACAGAGGUUCAGUUAGCGUCAAUGGCUUCCCUCGUCUCAAUCUUUCUUCUUUUGGCGUUUACGUCUUUCUCCUCCAGCUCUUCUGCUGAAGUUAGCAGGAAGGAACUAAGGAGUGAGGAAGCCAACAAAGAAACUUUCAUACACUUUGGCCACUCAGUUCAUUCUAACAGAAUUGACCCUUCACGGGCUGUCCAACUAUCUUGGCGACCAAGGGUCUUUUUAUAUCAAGGUUUCCUAUCAGAUGAGGAGUGUGACCACCUUGUUUCUUUGGCACGUGGUGGAGAAGAGAAAUCAUUGACAGAAUAUGAUGAUUUAGGAAACACCAACACAAUCAGGCUGCGUAAAAGUUUAGAAAUUCCCUUGAACAUGGAGGAUGAGAUAGUUUCAAGGAUUGAGGAAAGAAUUUCAGCUUGGACUUUCCUUCCUAAAGAGAAUAGCAGAGCUUUACAGGUUUCCCGUAAUGGGGUCGAGGAGGCUGAGAAGAAUUUAAAUUUUUUUGGUAACAAAUCUACAUUGGAACAGAGUGAGCCCUUGAUAGCAACAGUCAUUUUGUAUCUCUCAAACGUCACUCAUGGUGGCGAGAUUCUAUUCCCAGAGUCUGAGCUGAGGAGCGAGGUUUGGUCUGAUUGUGGAAAGAGUAGCAGCAUCUUGAAACCCACUAAAGGAAACGCAAUCCUGUUUUUCACUCUUCGUCUUAAUGCAUCUCCGGAUAAGAGUAGCCCCCAUACCAGAUGCCCAGUACUAGAAGGGGAAAUGUGGUGUGCCACAAAAUUCAUUUAUGCAAAAGCCAUUGGUGGGGAAAAAGUGUCAUCCGAUUCCGAGAGCAGCGAAUGCACCGAUGAAGACAAUAACUGUCCCAAUUGGGCUUCGAUUGGGGAGUGUCAAAGGAACCCUGUAUUCAUGGUUGGUUCGCCUGAUUACUAUGGGACAUGCAGGAAGAGUUGUAAUGUGUGUUGAUGGGCAAACCUCUAGAGUGUCCUUUACCUUGACAACUAUUGUUUCCACAAUGCAGAUUGGUCAAUAAAGAUUACAGCGUGAAUAUCAAACUUCUUAAUUUGA